Clupea harengus (Atlantic herring) is the source of this 2741-nucleotide messenger RNA. Its product is annotated as UDP-glucuronosyltransferase 2B13-like. The record is from RefSeq and is a predicted model, not a curated record. Gene Ontology annotation, molecular function: UDP-glycosyltransferase activity. Lineage: Eukaryota; Metazoa; Chordata; Actinopteri; Clupeiformes; Clupeidae.
GGCAUAUAAACCACAGGUACAAGGUCAUGGGUAGAGCAGUUGGGAGUUUCUUUACUUCCAGAUUACCUGCAGAUUUUGGACGGGUAAAUUCCUGGCUGCCCAUAGAGUGCACGACAGAAUGGCACCCUGGCUUCUUCCUGUUCUCCUAUCACCUGUCUACUUCCUGAGUCUCCUUGUGAUUUCCUGUCCUGCCUGCCAUGGAGGGAAGAUACUGUUGGUCCCAAUAGAAGGGAGCCACUGGGUGAACAUGGAGAUCCUCAUCGGAGCUCUACACAACCAGGGACACUCCAUCACAAUGGUACGGUCCACCAAGAGCUGGUACAUCAAAGCGGACUCUCCCUACUACGACUCAGUCACGGUGUCUGUCGACAAGGGGUUCAAUGAGGAAUUUGUCAAACCGUUCCUUGUGCAAAUUAUGGAAAUUGAGAGGGGAAGUAGGUCCUUCAUUGAUUUUAUUCAUUUCCAGUUACUGUUUAGCUUGGCCCUAUACAGACUCCAUGACAUCUCCUGUCACAUGGCAGCCUCGAUGUUUGAGGACAGAGCGCUAAUGCGGCACCUGAAUGAGAGUCAGUUUGACCUGGUUCUCACGGACCCCUCAUCUGCCGAGGGCAUCCUCCUGGCUCACUACCUGAAGCUGCCCUUAGUCCACAAUGCGCGGUGGUUGACCUCCACUGAAGGCCACUUUUCUCUCGCACCUUCACCAGUAUCAUACAUACCAGUCACAGGAUCAGGCCUGUCUGACAAAAUGACCUUCUUACAAAGGGUGAAAAAUAUGCUUUUCUACCUCCUUAUGCAGUUUCAGUUGAGGUUCUUGAUCCAUGCACAAUACCAGGCAAUCUGUGAUAAGUACUUUGAACAUGAAGUAGACUAUAGUCAGAUUGUGAAAGCAGCUGAUCUCUGGCUGAUGAGGGUCGACUUUGUGUUUGAGUUCCCACGUCCCACUAUGCCUAACAUUGUUUACAUUGGUGGGUUCCAGUGUAAGCCAGCAAAGCCCCUUCCUCAAGACCUGGAGGACUUUGUACAGAGCUCUGGAGACCAUGGGGUCAUCCUCAUGUCUUUGGGGACGUUAGUGAGUGCCAUUUCAGGCGACAUUGCAAAGGACAUAGCAGCAGCUUUUGCUGAGUUGCCUCAGAAAGUCAUUUGGCGGCAUGUUGGGGAAAGACCCUCCACCCUGGGCAACAAUACCCUCUUAGUAAAGUGGAUGCCCCAAAAUGACCUACUAGGACACCCUAAAAUCAGAGCCUUUGUAGCCCAUGGUGGAACUAAUGGACUUCAAGAGGCCAUCUAUCAUGGUGUUCCAGUUGUGGGAAUUCCUGUGUUUUUUGACCAGUAUGACAAUCUGUUUCGACUGAAGGAGAGAGGAGGAGCGAAGGUUUUCUCCAUUGCCGCCAUCAAUAAAAACACCUUCCUCCAGGGCUUACAGGAAGUGCUCCAUGAGCCGUCCUACAGGGAGAACAUGCAGAGGCUCUCCAGGCUGCACAGGGACCAGCCAAUGAAGCCCCUGGACCGAGCCCUCUUCUGGAUUGAGUUUGUAAUGAGACACAAAGGUGCUGCUCACCUGCGCACAGAAUCCUACAAGAUGCCCUGGUACGCCUACCACUCAGUGGAUGUAGUACUGUUCUUACUUGUUGUAACACUCAGCUUCAUGUACAUUGUGGUUUAUGGCAUCAAAGUCUUUUGCUGCAGGGUUUGUUUGAGAAGAAAAAUAAAACAUGAGUAACCUCAUGCUAAUGCAUUGUUAUAUGUUAAAGAUCUUUAACAUUUUUAGAGUCUUAUCCUAGUACUCCUACCCUCAAUAGAUGUCCUGUACUCCCCUCAGUAGAUGUGGUACUCAGUAGAUGUCCUGUACUCUUACCCCUCAGUAGAUGUCCUGUACUCCCCUCAGUAGAUGUGGUACUCAGUAGAUGUCCUGUACUCCUACCCCUCAGUAGAUGUCCUGUACUCCCCUCAGUAGAUGUGGUACUCAGUAGAUGUCCUGUACUCUUACCCCUCAGUAGAUGUCCUGUACUCCCCUCAAUAGAUGUCCUGGUACUCCCCUGUGAUGGAAAUCUGAUAAUAACCAGUCUCAUCAGUCUUAUAAUAAGAGAUAAGUAUAAAGUGUAUUAGUCUUCUGCAGAAGGAUCAGAAACACACAGAGUGAACAGCAAGCAGUCUGUGAGAAUCGGUUGAAAUCUCUUACAGGUAGUGUCUCCAGAGAUAAGAAGAACAGGGAGUAUCACUGUUCCAGCACACAAUAUUCUCAAGGACAGAAAAAACAAUCACCCCAGUUCUCCUCAACUUCACAUGAUGUGCUUUACACAAUAACACUCGCAAUUUGCAUAUUUUCUAAUACACCCCUCAGUAGAUGUCCUGUACUCCUACCCAAUAGUAGAUGUAGUUGUGGUUUUGGUUGCUGCUUUGUCCUUUGCCCUGCUGAUUAUGUUUUCUUCUUGCAAAUAUUUUCUAGGGCUAUGCUAUAAAAGAAAAAUGAAGAGAGACUAACAUAGUAUGACUGUAGAUGUGGUCAGGAUCUUACCUGUAAUCAUUUUCAUUUCAAAGCUGAUUUUACAUUUGAAUUUAGAUUUCUCUGCCCAGUGUCUGACUUUAGAGGAAAGUUAAAGAUGAAAUUUGAGAGCUUGAAAUAACAAAGGAUCUUGCCUGAUCUAGUGAUGUCAGUGUUACAUUUAGCUAUGUGUGAUCUUUAAAGCAUUAUUAAACAUUGGUCAUGAAUUGGUGAGAGCAAUAAAAAAAUAGCCCAUUAA